Molecule: messenger RNA, 1555 nt
Organism: Pistacia vera
Lineage: Eukaryota; Viridiplantae; Streptophyta; Magnoliopsida; Sapindales; Anacardiaceae
Product: 3-ketoacyl-CoA thiolase 2, peroxisomal-like
Exons: 14
Coding region: 113-1504 (463 amino acids)
Biological process (GO): phenylacetate catabolic process; fatty acid beta-oxidation
Cellular component (GO): peroxisome
Molecular function (GO): acetyl-CoA C-acyltransferase activity
Source: RefSeq, a predicted model, not a curated record
UUUUUCACUGGAUCACUUUAUUUUGCUCUGCUCCUCCAUAAAUACCACAACUCAACCACAUAACAUUAUUACAUUUCAAAUACAUUACAUUAUAAAACUUGAAGAGUGAGAGAUGGAGAGAGCUCUCAACAGACAGAAAAUUCUGCUUCAACAUUUACUGCCACCUUCUUCUGCUUCACAAAUCAAUGAAUCAGAUGCUCUAUCUGCGUCUACCUGUGCGGCUGGGGACAGUGCUGCAUAUCAUAGGAAGGCUGCUUUUGGAGAUGAUGUAGUGAUUGUUGCUGCAUAUCGAACUGCUAUUUGCAAGGCGAAGCGCGGAGGCUUCAAGGAUACCCUCGCAGAUGAUUUAUUUGCGCCCGUUCUUAAGGCAUUGAUAGAAAAAACAAAGUUGAACCCAAGUGAAAUCGGAGACAUAGUUGUUGGUACUGUUUUGGCGCCAGGCUCAAUAAGAGCUACUGAGUGUCGGAUGGCAGCGUUCUAUGCUGGUAUUCCUGAAACGGUACCCAUCAGAACUGUCAACAGGCAGUGUUCAUCAGGCUUACAGGCUGUUGCUGAUGUUGCUGUUGCUAUAAAAGCUGGACUGUAUGACAUUGGUAUUGGGGCUGGAUUGGAGUGUAUGACCCAGGAUGCUAUUGGCAGAGUUCCCAAAGUUAACCCAAGAGUAGACAGCUUUGCUCAAGCCCGAGAUUGUCUUCUUCCAAUGGGUAUUACUUCUGAAAAUGUUGCACAGCGUUAUGGUGUGACACGGCAAGAGCAAGACCUGGCUUCUAUUGAAUCUCAUAGGCGUGCUGCUGCUGCAACUGCAUCUGGUAAAUUUAAAGAUGAAAUUAUCCCAGUUCAUACUAAGAUUGUGGAUCCAAAAACUGGAAAAGAGAAGCCUGUCACAAUUUCUGUGGAUGAUGGUAUCCGACCCAACACAAGCAUGGCAGAUCUAGCAAAGCUGAAGCCUGCAUUUAAAAAGGAUGGGGCCACAACUGCUGGGAAUGCUAGCCAAGUGAGUGAUGGAGCUGGAGCAGUCCUCCUUAUGAAGAGAAGUUUGGCCAUGCAGAAGGGACUACCAAUCCUUGGUGUGUUCAGAAGUUUUGCCGCUGUCGGUGUAGAUCCUGCUGUCAUGGGCAUAGGUCCAGCUGUUGCAAUACCAGCUGCAGUGAGGUCUGCAGGUCUUGAGCUUGAUGAUAUUGACUUGUUUGAGAUAAAUGAGGCAUUUGCAUCUCAGUAUGUCUAUUGUUGUAAGAAACUGGAGCUAGCUCAUGAAAAAGUCAAUGUCAAUGGAGGUGCAAUCGCACUUGGGCAUCCUUUGGGUGCUACUGGUGCGCGUUGUGUUGCUAGUCUGUUGAAUGAGAUGAAGCGUCGGGGCAAGGACUGUCGCUUUGGAGUGGUAUCCAUGUGCAUAGGCUCAGGAAUGGGGGCUGCAGCAGUUUUUGAAAGAGGGGACUGUGUUGAUGAGUUGUGCAACGCUCGAAUGGUUGAAAAGAACACUCUUUUAUCUAAGGAUGCUCAGUAGAUACAUUAGUUUGCCUCUUUCCUGUCCAAGACUGGCUUGGUUGAUUACUAA